Messenger RNA from Trichobilharzia regenti, 2266 nucleotides. Lineage: Eukaryota; Metazoa; Platyhelminthes; Trematoda; Strigeidida; Schistosomatidae. The record is from the annotation of a GenBank genome assembly.
AAACCAUUGGACUGAUCCACUACAGGUCCUGGCUUCAUAACUUUCAUUUAACUUAUUCACAUUAAGAUUAAUUAUCCAGUGAAAAGGGUUUAGACACAGGCCUGAAGCCAAAUAUCCUAAAGUCAUUGUUUCGUAGUCGAACAAUUUAGGCAAAUAUAUUACACGACUCAGACAAAUUACGUUUUCUUAUUGCUUUGUCUAAAUUUAAGUACUGUUCCACAAACAGAAACUACUUGAAAUAUAUCACAGAUAAUUUCAUCAAUACUCUGAAUUACAUCCCAGCGUGAAAAAUUCAAUUUAUUUGAGAUAUCUCACCAGCAUUAGUUUAAAUUUACUAAUUUGCGUUUCUAACGUCGCGGAAAAUGCGGCUUCUGAGUUCCCUAUCGCGGAUUCUUGCGGGUGUAAAUAGAAAAGCAUCAACUCGUGCUGUAAGAACAGUUGCACUGAUUCCAGGUGAUGGAAUAGGACCAGAGAUAUCUGCAGCUGUUCAAGAAAUUUUCAAGUUUGCCAAAGUUCCAAUUGAAUGGGAUCUGGUGGAUGUGACACCUAGACCUACAGGAGAUGGACGAUUUCGAAUGCCACAAGAAUCACUGGAUAUUAUACGUAAACACGGGAUUGGAUUGAAAGGUCCACUGGCUACUCCAAUCGGUAAAGGGCAUCAAUCUUUGAACUUAGCUUUAAGAAAGGAGUUCAAUCUCUAUGCUAAUGUUCGACCGUGUAAAUCUAUUGAAGGCUAUGAAACACCCUACAAAGAUGUUGAUAUAGUCACAGUAAGGGAGAACACUGAAGGUGAAUACUCUGGCAUUGAACAUGUGAUAGUAGAUGGUGUUGUGCAAAGUAUAAAGCUGAUCACUGAAGAGGCAAGUCGGCGUGUAGCCAAAUUCGCUUUUAAAUAUGCCAAGGACAAUGGACGUCGUACUGUAACAGCUGUGCAUAAAGCCAACAUCAUGCGAAUGUCAGACGGUUUAUUCCUUCGAGUUUGUCGUGAAGAAGCUAAUAAUCAUAGAGAUAUUGAAUUCCAAGAAAUGUUUCUAGAUACCGUUUGUUUAAAUCUUGUUCAGGAUCCAACGCGUUUCGAUGUAUUGGUUAUGCCGAAUUUGUACGGAGAUAUAUUGAGUGAUUUAGCAGCUGGUUUAAUUGGUGGGUUAGGUGUUACACCAAGUGGUAAUAUUGGUGAGACUGGAGCAAUCUUUGAAUCGGUACAUGGUACCGCUCCGGACAUUGCAGGUCAAGAUCGUGCCAAUCCAACAGCUCUCUUAUUUUCAGCUGUUAUGAUGCUUCGUUAUAUGGAGUUAAAUGAUUAUGCGAAUUUAAUUGAAUCCGCAGUAUUGGCUACAAUUCGCGAAGCUAAAGUAACUAGCUGCUUUUUAAUGCUCUUUUUUAUUUCUUGCCUACUUAUUUUACCAUUCCAGUAGCCAGAAAGUUAUCAGUAAAUUUUAUGUAUAUGCACCUUAAUAUCUUGUGAUGACAACAAUCGCUAUAUUAUGUGCCUACCUUUUAAUCCAUAUAUAAACUGGUGGACAAAGCAAAGUGUCUUACAGCUGAUCUUGGCGGUCAUUCAACCUGUUCGGAGUAUACAAAAGAAAUAUGUCGUAAAAUUGAACAGUUAGGUUGAACACCAUAUAUAUAUUAUACAUAUCUGUUAGAGUUUAGGUGCGUGCUCGCACGCACGCACGCGUGUAUGUGUGUGUUUACGCGUGUUUAGUAUAGAGCUCAGCUGUUUCGUAAAAUUUAUUACUGAAAGUAAUUUAGUUUCCUUCAUUUUGUAUUCUUGUAAUACUAGAAAUAACCACCUUUUUGUCAACAGCUGUAUUAUUGUUGUUAUUAUUAUUAUUGUCAAUUGCUACCGCUGGUAUUGUUACUUUAGAGUGUUUUUUUUUGUAUGUCAUUAGUUAGUGUUAGUUGUCUCAAUGCAGGCAGCGUUAACAACAACAAAAAUAACAAUAACUGGAUGAAUCAUCUUCACUUUAAAGUAUACAGUACACCAUUUAUCCCUUAAUACAUUUCAUCCUUACUUUCCCUAGCCUGCCUUCUUUCACCCCCCCCCGCCCCGUCGAAAUAGUGUUGUAAAUGUAUGAAUUCGUUCUGUUCGUGUCUUGUCUGUAUGUGUGUGUGUGUAUGGAUGUGUAGAGUUGUAAUAUAAUCAGUAACACUGCGUGUAGAGAAAGAGAGAGCUAGUUGAAUUUUUCUAUCUGUGUGCAUUUCAUCUUUAAUGAUAAAAAAAUUUUGAAAUGCUUUUUUCGUCUUCUAUUCAAUCUUCCAUUUU